GGGCAGGCACCCAGCUCGACCUCGUCUGACCGCAACGGGAAUACCGGGGACAUCAUCGGAGUUCGAAAGGCUCAAACACACCUUUUCUGCAACAAAAGACCCUUCAAAAUGCCGUCGCAACGCCCCUUCUUCCUCUCUACCUUCUUCGCCUCCUUCCGACAAACGUCAAACCCCAUUUCCCAACAACCCAAUAAGCAUACCUCCCAGACCACGCCAUCCUCUUCCGCUGCCUAUACCACGCAGCAACAGUCUAACGCAUCCACAUCUGCAUCCGCACCGCGGGCAGUCUCCACUAACGCCCACCCCGGCACCUCCUCGUCGUCUCGCUCUGGAGGUGUCGUCAGCCAGCUUCCGCUCCACUCGCCCCGGGGCACGGCGGGGCCCAGCAGCCCCCGUGGAGUUCCCAUCCCCGGGUCGCCGCCAGGUCGACGGCGCGGCAGCGACAGCUCCAGCGAGGGAUUCCGGGAGGUCUUAGGAUCGGAUAAAUGGUAUAUCGGCGGGCGGACGGCGACCGGAGAGGAGCGGUUCUUCAAACUUGGCGUCGUGAGGCGCGUUCGAAGUAACGAUGGCUUGAGCUUGGACCGCCUUAGUUUAUAGGACGAGGGCGAUGACGAUGACGACGAUUAGCAUGGGAUGGGAUGGGUCGGGUCGGGACACUGGGCCGGGUUGCCUGGACACGCACAACAAACUGGGAAAUAUCAAACCGGGGGAUAUUGGGAAUC
This is a messenger RNA of Sodiomyces alkalinus F11, 722 nucleotides long. RefSeq lists its product as hypothetical. The transcript is spliced from 2 exons. Lineage: Eukaryota; Fungi; Ascomycota; Sordariomycetes; Glomerellales; Plectosphaerellaceae. Bases 109 to 597 code for a protein of 162 amino acids. The record is from RefSeq and is a predicted model, not a curated record.